AUGCUAUUUUUAUUUUUUGUAUGGUUUCCUAUUCUUAUUUCAUGCUCUUCAUUUCAACUAGAUUUGAGUGGCGAAUGGAAAUUCAGCUCUAAAAAUAAAUCGAUCACUGGGAUAGGUUAAUAUUUCUUUUAAAAAUUAAUUUUUUUUUAAUAAUAAAGAAAAAAACAAAUUGCAGGUGUGAUACCUGGUGAUAUUUUUAGCGAUUUGUAUCGGAAUAGAAUAAUUGAGAAUCCAUUAUUUGGAGAUAAUCAUUUGAAAUUUCAAUGGGUAGCUGAAGAUGAUUGGACUUAUUCGAGAGAAUUUUCAAUUGAAAAUAGUAAUAAUUAUGUAAGGAUUUUUCUUUAUAAUUUUGAACAAUGCUUAUAAAACAGGGUUUUUUCAGUCUCACGCAUUAUUGCAUAUUGGUGAAUUGGACACAAUUGCAGUAGUUUCGAUAAAUAACAAAACAAUUCUGCAUUCUCAAAAUCAAUUCAUUGAACAUAAUGUGGAUAUUUCCAAAUAUCUGAGAUCUGGAAUAAACAUAAUUUCAAUCGAAUUUUCAAGUCCCACAAAAUUUGCAACGCAAUUAGCAGAUGAAUUCGAGUAUUUCAAUAAUCAUGAACUUCCACCUGUUUGUCCGCCAUCGAUUUAUCACGGAGAUUGUCAUCCAAAUUUUAUAAGGUAAAUAUGUUUCAUUUUCAUAGGAAAAAAUAUCAACUGCAAAUAUUUUUAGAAAAGCUCAAUAUAGUUUUUCAUGGGACUGGGGACCAUCAUUUCCAACUGUUGGUGUGCCCGGAGAUAUUUUUAUUAAUUUUUUCGAUUUGCAUUUCUUUGAUGAUUUCACUUGGACAACCGAAUUAAUUGAUGGUAGGUAAAAUUUCAAUCAGUUUUAUGUUUGAAUUUCCAAUUUAUUUUUCAGAUUUUUGGUACGUCAAUAUUGAAUUUUUCUCACUUCAUUAUGGAAUUGAAACAGAUAUUCGAUUUAUUGUUGAGAUUAGUGAUUUAGUGAAACCAUUUUCAUUGACGUAUAGAACGGAUCGAAAUUUGGGAGCUCAUAAUCAUAAAGUGAUAGGAACUUACAAAUUGGAUAUUGAAUCGAAAAAAGUGGAAAAAUGGUGGCCAAAUGGAAUGGGUGGACAGCAUUUAUAUGAGAUUCGAGUUGUGUCGUGUGGAAAAGGUUAUUUUUGGGAAAUAGUAGACAACAUUUUUUUAAAUUCUGUUUGAUCCCCCCUCCCCUCAAUUUUUUUUGUUAAAAAUAUUUUUUGGAAAUUUUGAAUUCACGCCCAAAUCAAAAUUUUGAUUUGGGCGGGAAUGAUCCCCUCCCCCUCGAAAAUUUUUUCCAAAUGUCAUGAUCUCCCCUUCACAGUUUUGGGAGCAGUGUCAUAUAUGUCUCUAAUUUUUGAUUUUUUUUACCAGAAAUCCGCAAACAAAUUGGAUUCAAAACCGUCGAAUUGGUUCAAUCAUUCAUCAAUCCAAAAAUCCCAAAACUGGGAAGAAAUUUCUAUUUCAAAGUGAACAAUGUUCCGAUUUUUCUCAAAGGUUCUAACUGGAUUCCCGUUUCAAUGUUUCGAAAUUUUACAUCAAACACAAAUAAAAUGGAAUUCCUUCUUGAUUCUGCUGCAGAUGUCGGAAUGAACAUUUUGCGUGUUUGGGGUGGUGGAUUCUAUGAAUCUGAAGAAUUUUACAAUUAUGCCGCUGAAAAAGGAAUAUUGAUUUGGCAAGAUAUGAUGUUUGCUUGUGCUUUAUACCCAACUGAUAAAAAUUUUCUCACAAAUGUUAGAAGUGAGAUUGAAUCUCAAGUGACACGAUUGAAAAAACAUCCCUCAAUUCUUGUAUAUGCUGGAAACAAUGAAAAUGAAGCAGCGAUUAGAGGACAUUGGUGGAAAGUGUCAAACUAUUCAGGUAUAAAUGCUAAAAGCUUUUUAAUCCAAGACGGAUUAUCUGACAAAAAGUUGUUUCAGAAAACCAACAAGUUCGAGAUUACGUCAAACUCUAUAGCCAAAUUGCAAAAAUCGUCACAAAAAUUGAUUCAACAAAGCCAUUUGUAAUGUCUAGCCCAUCAAAUGGUAUUGAAACUGAAGAAGAGGGAGGAGUAUCUAAAAAUCCAUAUGAUGUUAGAUAUGGUGACAUUCAUUUUUACAAUGAGUUUGUUAAUUUAUGGCGAGAUGACUCAUUUGUAACUCCGAGAUGUGCAACCGAAUAUGGAAUUCAGAGCUUUCCUUUGAGAGAAACUAUGUUAAAAUGGAUAAAUGAAAGUGAUUGGGAGUAUACUAGUCAAACUAUGUUUCAUCGACAACAUCAUCCUGGUGGAAUUGCUUUCAAUUUACUUAUGAUUUUUUCACAUUUACCGGUAAGAAUUGAAAAUUUCAUAUUUUCCUGAAUCUUUCAAAUAUUAUGAUUAAAAAUAUUCCCUUGUCAAUAAUCCCAUUAAAGAAUGCGCUUAGGAAAUAACAUAUAUUUUUCUAUAGAUACCUGAUCAAUGUCCUUCCAAAUCUCUUGUUGACCUUCACAAAUGCGAAUAUCUGACAUCGAACAAAUACAUGAGUCGUCUUGCUUAUUUUUCCCAAAUACACCAAGCGACUGCACUAAAAACACAAACAUUUCAUUAUCGUCGAUUUAGAAAUUUGACUAAUGCAGAAGGUUUGGGUAAUACAAUGUGUGCAAUGUAUUGGCAAUUAAAUGAUGUUUGGGCUGCACCAACCUGGUCCACUAUUGAUUUUGAGCAACAGUUAGUGAAAAAUGAAAGAAGGGGGUAACUUUUAGGGUAUUCAUGUUUUUUUUUCAGAUGGAAAAUGUCACAUUAUGAAGUGCGCAGAAUGUUCUCGAAUCUAGCUGUAUAUUUGGUAGGUUGUUUUGGGCAAAGUUAAUUAGGGUGUUGUUUUUUUCGGUUCGGAAAAUUAAAAUGAGAUUAGUGUUUGUAUUGGAGCAGUACGAAAAAAAUGAAUUGAAAAUAACAUUUACUUGAACUGAUAAUAAAUAAAACUAGUACAACUAUGUAUAUUAAUGUUUUGCGUCAUAAUUUAUUUCGGGUAACAAUCCUAUGUGGAAAAAGUGAAAAAUGAAACGAGGAAUUCGGAAAACAUGUUGAAAAUUUCAAUUUUCUGACAAAAAAUCGGACCCCUCAAUUAAAAUUCUCAAAUUUCAGUACAUAGAUCCUGCCGACUUCAAUCUAAAACCAGUGAUAAUAAAUGACGAUUUCUCCGAAAUUCUUAAUACAACAAUGCGAUUACAACAACUCAGUUGGGAGAGCGGUUUAGAUCCUGUAUUUUCACAAGAAUAUCCAAUUGAGCGCAUUCAUCCAACCACAGCACAAGAAGUGGAUUUGAGGUUUUUUUCUGACUUUGUUGUUUAUUUAUUUAUCAUACAUAGAUUAUUUUUUCAGCUUAAAUGCUAUAGAAUAUUCAGAACUCUCGGAAUAUUUAUACGUUGUGCAGAUUUAUAAUGCGCAAAAUCAAAUUCUUGCAAGUGAUGUGUUAUUGCCAAAUUUUCUUUUUGAGGUAAUAGAUAAAAGAUUAAGAUUUUCUUCGUCGGAAAAAAAAGACAUCUCAUCGAAAAAUUUAGGUUUCCUUGAACCUAUUCAUGAAUAGAAAAUGAAUCCCCAUAACCACCAUAUUUUUCAGAUAAACUUCUCGACAUUUGGAAAAGUGAGGAUUGAAAAUAUGAGAAAACAAAACGCAGGACUUUAUGAGAUAUUAUUGAGCACUGAUCGAAUUUCACCCUUCACAUGGGUUUCUUGCUCAAAACAGUUCAGCGGUUGGUUCAGUGAUAAUGGUUUUCAUAUGACAGGAAGAACGAAAACCAUAGAACUGGUGCUGAAAGAAGAAAUGAACCUGAGUAUCAAUGACUUUAGUGUUUGUAAUUUGAGAAAUUGUUAUUUAUGA
Caenorhabditis angaria is the source of this 3860-nucleotide messenger RNA. The record is from the annotation of a GenBank genome assembly. Lineage: Eukaryota; Metazoa; Nematoda; Chromadorea; Rhabditida; Rhabditidae.